Messenger RNA from Anoplophora glabripennis (Asian longhorned beetle), 3119 nucleotides. RefSeq lists its product as uncharacterized. The record is from RefSeq and is a predicted model, not a curated record. Lineage: Eukaryota; Metazoa; Arthropoda; Insecta; Coleoptera; Cerambycidae. The transcript has 6 exons. Bases 259 to 2184 code for a protein of 641 amino acids. Gene Ontology annotation, molecular function: protein binding.
AUGAUCGCGAUUCCUGAACAGUUGUAUAAGCGGUACGAUGGUGACAUGACGGUACUAUUCUUUAGUAAAGCUGUAGGGCAGUGACACUCAACAGUAUUUGUGAAUAGUGUUUAAACGGAUUUGUUAAAUAAGUCAGAAACAUUAAUUCGUUUAGUAAAACACAUUAGCAACGCAGGUAAAAACCUAAAAGUGACUUGAAAGCAACUUCAUGCAAAGAUGUCGAGUGUAACAUUGUAUUCAUAUAAGUGAUUCAUAAUUAUGCGGUGGUUCCGAAAACAAGAAGAAUCGCCGAGAUUGCUAAGUUUGUCACCGUUAAGGGUGGUUGAUCCCAGAAAUGACGCUUUAAAUCCAUCAGUUGAGACAUCUGAAAAUAACAAUUCCGAACUUAGUAUUGCAAGACCAAAUACUAAACAUAGAUCUCGUAUAGAUACCACACCGAAUUCAUGGGCACGAAGGCAAUAUAAUAAAAGCAACACUAAUUGCUAUAAUGUGAAAGACAGCGUCGUGAUAAUAGAAAAAUCGGAGAAGAAGAGAAUUAAAUCGCAAUCCAGGGAUAGUUGUUCAAGUAACAGUAAUUAUAGGGAAAAGAAAAAUCCGUUAUUAGAUAAAGUAAAACAUACCAGAUUAUCAUGUUUUAAAUCGAAUUCUAAUACUUCAACUAACAAUGACUUGCCCUCAUGUAGCUCAGUUAGCACUAAAGAUUCUUUACCAAAUACCGCAAAACUUAGUAAAAAUGUAGAUAGGAUAGAUGUGGAUUUUGUAUAUGAAAAAGAUAAUAUAGAAUGCGAGAAUAUAUCGAGAUCGUCUUGUUUCGCUGCUAAGUUGCGGGCAAUGUCUGAAAAGUAUCUGCAGGCAUCAACAAAUAAAUUUUUUACGAAGUUGUAUAAAAAUCACCCAGAUGCGUUAAAUGAUUCAGUUAAUUCGAAACACGCGCGGAAGAAGAUAGGAAAAAAACGCAGCUUUUCCUAUGGCGCAUUACCAGAUUUAGAGGUUUUCCAAGAAUCGAAUAAAUUACUUUUCCAAGAUGGUGCUCAGCAUAAAAGCGACGAGGAGGAUUAUCUACCUUUGGUGGACAAUGAAGAUUCGGACAGCGGAAUUCUUCUAAAUGACUCGUUUUCAUCAGGGUUUGAAUUUCCCCUAGACUUAACGACAUCCACUUCGGAAUAUACUUCCAAUGCGGAGGUACUUGCAAAAGUGAAAAGGAGAUCGAAGAAAAAACCUCAACGAGCCCUCUCUCUAGACAGACAAGAUUUAGUUAAAAAAUCUUUGUGUAAUGAAGGUUUAUGCACCGAAGAUAUUUUACCUAGUCAAAAUAAAAACAUUAGAAUAGUUCAGUUCUCGAAAGAGCAAGCUCAUGAAGGAUUAGGAAUUUUUAUAACGAAAAGCAAACAAAUUUCUCACGGAUAUAUUGUGGCACACGUUGUACCUGAUGGAGUGGCUUCAAGGGAAUCCCGCCUCUUAAUAGGAGACGAAAUAGUCAGUAUAAAUGGGACUCCAAUAUCAGGGUUAACCAUGAGUGAGGCGAGACUUUGCUUAUCCGUAUCGAACACGGACUUGGAGCUCGUCGUAAUUCGCACCACAAUGAAAGAGAGUUCUGUCGAUUCUUCCGAAAAUGCAGCUUUAAAUAGGUACUCGCUUGCAGCUAGUCCUUCGUGUAAACGUCAGUAUUACUUUCAGAAGAACAGUACUGUCCAUGGAAGCUAUAGCCGUGUUUUAAGAAAAAAUUCGAAUCAGAAAAAUAACGAAUCUCUGCCAAGUAGUCCAAACUCAAAAGAAUCGACAAAAAAAAUUGAGGUAGGAGCGACAACUAAUUUUUGUACAUUGCCGCGACGGCCUUGUUCGAAUAUCUGUUCCUUUCACACCGUCACCUUGGAGAAGGGUGCCGGGAAAAAGUCACUGGGUUUCACUAUUGUUGGAGGCAGAGAUUCGCCGAAAGGCGCUUUGGGGAUUUUUGUCAAAACAAUUAUGGUUAACGGCCAAGCAGCUGAGGAUGGGAGGUUAAAAGCAGGAGAUGAAAUUUUGGCAGUAAAUGGUCAAGUAUGCCACGACAUAUCGCACGCUGAUGCUGUUCUAUUGUUUAAGAAUGUUAAAAGCGGUCCCAUUACUCUACAUAUCUGCAGAAGGAAGAAAACGAAAGUUUCGUCCAAAGCUAAAUCCUGCACCAGCAUAUCUACGCCAAACUAACGUUUUUGGAAAUAUGAUGAAGUGGCCAAAUAAUAUAAUAUACACUAUGAGAAACAAGCAAUAUGUAUUUUGAUAUUGAUUAUUAUAUAUCGUUAUUAUCAUAUUCAUUCAUUGAAAAGUUUAAGUUAUAUGUUAUCACUUUGUGCAGGGUAUUUCACACUUCCCAUCCUAGGUCUGCUACAAGAAAAAUAAGGAAAAUAGAAGUUUAAAUGCGCUUCUUCAGAAAGGAUCUGCAACCGAACACAUAUUUAUCAACAAGUGUUGAAAUGACUUCAGCUAUAAUUUUUUUCUCAGGAACUUCCGAAUUUUCUGAUAGAUUAAGUCAUUGUCAACUAUAAAAUCUUGAAGGACUAUAAUUCAUACUAAAUAUAUAAACUUGUGUUUAAAAUUAACUGUUUAGAAAUAUGUUUAUUUUAUCCACGUCAUGUGAAAACAAAGUACGUCCCUGGAAUGUACGAUUUACUGUCGGACCUUAGAACAAAACUUAAUUUUUAUUGUUAUAACAUUUCAUUUAAACACAAAAAUUAAAAGAACGAUAAAGUUUGCUAGUAAAAAAUACUGUUUUUCUAGAUAGCACGGCAAAAAACGCUCAUGGGAAACACGUAAAUAUGUUUUCAAACGUAGGUGGAAUAUCUCGUCUGGCGUAAUAGUAUCUUGCUUAUUAUUUAACCCGCACGUGCGUUGGAAACAUGCCCGUUAAACAGCAUAUCAGUGCGUUACUGAGAUAAUGCAAUAAGUGUGCGAUUGCUAUUUUAAUUUGUCGCAAAAAUUGAUAAUUUUUCAAUAAAAAUUUAGUGAAAUCGAAUUUUUCGAAUAUGCGUACUGUUUUCAGUGACGGCUCGUGAAAAGUAAAGGGGUUAUAUUUUGGUAAAGAGGCACGGAACCCAUACCGUUUUUUUCGUCAACAUAAUGUUCUUACAUUCUUUUUAAAGCCU